ACGUGGUGGCGGUGUGGAAUAGAAUGUGCCCAGACACAUCCAGCUGGUGGUGAUAGCGUCAUAGUAUUCUGCGGACCUGUGUUAAUAUUAAUGUAUGUUAGUGUUAGGCAUGAUGUAGGGAACACGAUAAGGGAGCAAGCAUAAUGUGAUGAUAGAUCUAGAUCUAGCUAAAAUAAAGGACUGUUACGUGGAAUGCUGUACAGAGAUUCGCCAUCUAUAGAUUCCUAUAUCUAGGUUCUUGUUUUUGAAAGAUGUCCAACAGAUCCAAAAAGUUCAAUUUACCUUUGAGAAAUAUUGCCUCGAUCCUUAACUCGCGCAAGAUGUCGGACUCAAGUGAUUCAGGAUUUUCUAACUUGACCAACUCGCCAAUGUCCAACUUGGCUUUUAACCUCAGUGAAUUGUCAACUGGAAGGAGUACCCCGAGACGACGUCUUUCAUUAUCAAGUAUUGACACACCACCCAAUGACUGUGAUAAACAGAACUCUGAAAAUGUGCUGUCAGCAGAAUCAGGGUGCUUCUCAGACUCUUCGUCGUUGGCAGAUUCUCCCACGUUAGAAAGCUUGAGCAUAAAGAGAUUCACAACAGACCUGCACCCAGAGAUCCCAUUGGAAGCUUUUUCAGUGAAAAAGAAAACGAUAGCCUUCAGAAGAAUAAGCUCACAGCCACUCCCCAGCCUCCGAUUCGACAGCCCGACAGACUUCCUGGAGGAGGACAAAGAUGAGAAUGAGGAGAACAGUCCGAGCCAGCCGGAGUUGUUCAGUGAUGAGACCAGCUCACAGGACAGCGGUCUGGGCCUUGAUCACGACCGGAGAGCGUCUGUGGCAAGUUCUGAUGAUGGUGCAAGUGUCACCUCUUCCUCUGUGUCAUCACACCACUUAGAACGAUUACCCUCCCUUGAUGAUGUUUGGAACUCUUUGCAUUCUGUCGACUUUAAAGAACCUAAAGGGAAGCCACCCAAGAGAACUCGUAGCUUUUUAGAUCACAAGCAGCACAGUGAAGAGACAUGCUCUCCCUUGAAGUACUCUCCGGUCAAGUCCUCAUCCCUACCUAGGCCGUCCUUCAGUGGUUUCUCCAAGUCCUUGUUCUCAGAGACGAUACCAUCUGCUGUCAGUGAAGUUUCAAAGAAGAAGACCAAGCUGUCUUUUGAUGACGGUUUCCAAGAACUUUUUGAUAUCGAUGAUGUCAGUGCAGAUUUGAAGACAGAAGCUAACGACCAAGUCUCCUCCUUGAUCAGUGCUACGUUGUUGCAUCAUCCAAAACAUGACAAGGGUGAUGAUGUCAGCACCGAGCAGUUCCGCAACUUGCUCAGUCGUACGAAGAGGCCGUGCGUCCCCCGACAGGACAAUGAGGACAGCACACCUUCUAGUCGGCCGGCUGCAUCUCGGAGAGCUCUUCUACACAGAUCUCAGUCUUUGGACAUCCAGCCACGCUCUUCUUACAAACGCUGUGAGCCCCCUCAAGACAACACUCCUGUCCAGAGCAAAAAGUGGCGAGGCGAGGAUGUCGCUACAGCUUCUGACAAGUCCACUUCUGUCAGUAAAGAUGAUGAUCAUGUCAUUGAAAAUCCUCCUGUGUCUGCGAGACGUUUCCACCGGUGCCAUUCAGAGACUGACGCUCAAAUCAAGUCUGCAGUGUCUCGCAUGUUCAUGGAACCCGACCUGAUUGGAGAUUCCUCCAAGUGUUAUUGCCUUCCAACGAUAAAAGGCAAACAUCAAGAUCUCAAGUCCAUCACUCCAGAAACGUUGAGCAGGGUGCUUGCUAAUGAGUUUGCAGACGACAUUGAAGAGUUCCACAUAAUUGAUUGCCGGUAUCCGUACGAGUUUGAAGGUGGCCACAUACAGAAUGCACUCAACAUUUACACCAAAGACGGUGUCAUUGACAAGUAUUUGAAGUCACCAAUUACACUGAAGGAUCCAAGCAAGAGAUUCAUCCUCAUCUUCCAUUGUGAAUUUUCAUCAGAGCGAGGACCUGGACUGUUCCGUUUCCUGCGACGACUUGACCGUGAGACCAACAAGGAAUGCUACCCGUUCCUUCACUACCCCGAGAUUUACCUGUUGGAGGGAGGAUACAAGAAUUUCUUUGAGCAGCACUCGAACUUGUGUGAGCCCCAAAAGUACUUGCAAAUGCUGGACAAGAAUUAUUCGGAAGAUCUACGUAAAUUUCGUGCCAAGUGCAAGAUCUGGAGUGACGAUCGAAGCCAUAGUCGGUCAGGGAUUAGACCUCUCAAGUUCUGACGGGAAAGACAGACAUGUCGACUCCUCAAGUCUUCAAACUCUGGUCACCCAGUACAGAUGGUAAUGUUGGACCUUGCUGAUUGUCUUUCAUGAAGUGGAAAAAGUUGUCACGAGGACCAAGGCUUGAUGCUGACACGUGACUUAGACACUGGAAGUCUUGCCUUACUGUGCUACAGCAGCAUUUCAAGCACAAGAAAUUCAUAGCUCCAGUGAAUUUUGUAGCCGGCACUGGUUUGUCGUUUGAAUGUGCUCAAAAUAUGAGAAUGUGGAAAAGUUUCUUAAGAAAAGUUUUUAAUGCAUGGAUUCAUGCCUCUAAUCUUAAUUAGUUUUGUAAGAUUUUAUAAAAACUUUGAAUCUUUAAAAUAAUGUCCACACAUUGUUGAAUUAUUUAAAAAAAGUUACUUCUUAUCAUAAUUUUUCUACAUUUUUAGAGCCAGGGAAAGUUGAUGUAUUUGUAUGGAUGAAUGAAAUUGCUUCAAAAUAACAUAUCAAGGUACGGUUUUCAUUUUUUCUAGCAACAUGAAUUUUUAGCUCCAGUUGGAAAGCUUUUAGCUGUGUUUUAUUCUCUAUGAGAAAUAGUGUCACAGAGCCGGAGAGAAAAAAACAGUGUACAUGUAAGUGAUGGUCUUAUGUAUGGGGGGGGGGUUAUGUCUUUUGUCGUGGAUGUCUAAACAUUUCAGAGAGGUUUACAGGAUCUAAAGUUUCCUCUUUAUUGUGUCAAUAACAGUGAGGUGCUGGCCGCGUCAUUGUCUCAGGCAGCGGUAGAAUCUGUGAGGUUUAGUUUGCUGUUACCGUAGAGAGGAUCUUGUUGUGAUCGCUUCUAGUGUUGGCUCUGACCUGCUUCUGCCUUGAUUGGUUGAAGGUUUUGGUACUGGAAGGUCGGAGCUGACCACUAGAUGCUUUUGUUUGUUUCUUCCCACACGUUUAUAAAUUGAGUUAGCCCGAUGGAAAAGAAGGCGGACAGACCUGUGUCUGUGGCGUCUUGGUUAGGCGCUUUGUUGUCGCUCGCAGAGGAUGUGGGUUUGAUGUUGAAGUGGGGAAGGUUUUUAUUGAGCGUGUCCGUCUGUUUGCUGGGAUUUUGUAUCUGACAUCAGUCUUGAUUGGCUGUUUGACCGUGCUAGGCAAAGUUGAAGCAACCUGCCUCCUAAAUGAUGUACAUUGUCUCGGAGGGGAGGGGGGGGGAUGAUGAUAAAAGAUUUACAAUGAAAAGAUGGAAAGUCUCCUCUUUUGUUUGAAAAACGAGUUUAAUCUAGGCCAUGUGUCCUUUAAGAAUCCUUGAUAUUUUAUUUUGUUUUUCUAUUUUGAUGAAUAUAUUAUAUUGGGAUUUGUUUUAAAUUUAUAUCAGUCACCAUGUUCAAGAAUGUGUAAAUUCUAUUCUAAAAAGAUAUAUUAUGUUAUGCUAGCAUUAAACUGUAAAUGAAUGUUUUAAACAUUUGAAGUCUAUUCCUUUGUUUUUGUAGUUUGGUUGGAAAAUUUAUAUUUUUUAAAAGUUAUUUGUUUGGACGGGGAGUUUCUAAUUUGAUUCGUCAAGUUUUAUCUGGAAUUAAAUGAUAUUUUGUGUUUUUGUUAAAUUUGAGUGAACUGAAAACCCAGUUUUUAUUGUUUUUGUAUUUGUUACAUUUGCGGUAACUUUUGAGUACUUUUCAAAUCUCUCAUCUUCUGGCUGGUGUCCUGGGUCAGGGGCUGUUGCUUAAUUUUUGUCAUGAAAAGGAAACAGUUUGUGAAAAAAAUAUUUUGUCAUUGAAAGGUCGACUGUUAACUGUUGGAGAUGGUUUGAGUUACUACUUUAGGAAUGGAAUAGGGACAAUAUCAAUGGCAUGGACAUGGCUUCCUGUCUGUCUGUUGUGGUUGGUAUUUGGGUUAAUAACUGUUGAUUCUUUUCUGACUUUUUUUCAUGGUGUAGAAAUAUUAGGAUUUUUUAUAUUUAUUCAGCAUUUGCUUUUCUAACAAUGUAAAAUGUAUGUGCAGAAUUUUAGACCAGUUUUUAUGCCUUUAUCUGAGAAAACUACACUUUGACUUUACCCGCUGGUAUGUCAAGGGGUGGCAUGUUGCUUGUAUGAGUCCCGAUUUUUGGCACGACACAUUAUCUCAGGCUGUAAUCCGAACUGAUAACUUUCAUCUUGAUAAGUGCUCAGAACUUCUGUGCCACUUGGCCCCAUACUGUCAGAAGUGAUUAAUGAACAGAAUGCAUAAUGAAAUAUAUGUUUUUGUUCACAGCCUGUUCGAAGUAGUUACUGUUUAUUUCAGGUAGAUAUUGGGGUGAAGUUUGCGUUGGUGUUUGGUAGCACUGUGAAAGGUGUAGCAGACUAAAGUAUCUGGUAGUGAUGGUCUGGGAUGAGGUGGUGAUAUGUCUACUGUGGAAUGGUUAUGUCCGGGGUUCAAAUUUUAUUCUUUGAUUCUUUUGAGUUUGUUCUGAGUUUUCGAGGCAGACUGCUUUUCUAUAGAUGGCCUAUGUAGGUUAAUUUUUUUUCCGUGUGAAAGACAGCCUAAAAAUCUUUAAAAAGAUAAGUUUUAGCAGCUUGACCACUGCUUUACUAUGCUGAAUUUGUUUGAUCUUUCACAAAGUGUGAGCAGGUGAUCGGUUUUUGGAAUGACAACUUAAGUAAAUAAGUGCUGUCUACACGUCGAUUGUCGCAUACUUUUCCACCAUCUGUGGCUUAUCACAUAAUGUGGAGUGAUCACUUUGUACUUUGUAAUGGUUAGUCACGUUUGAUUCCACACUUUUUUUAAUAUAUGUUUUGCUGGGUGUUAAUUUAGCAACACUCUCAUUCUCUUGUCUUUCUCUACCUCUUUCUUCCUCUGUCUCACAGUCUUCAUCUCCCUCGUCCAUCUUCAUCCUCUCUUUCAUUCUCUCACAUACACAUACACACAGCAUACUCACAGCACACACACGUAUAUGGAUUGGGAGGUGUUUGAUGUUGCUUUGGUUCUUCUGCUUUUCUGUAUUACAAUUACUGUUGUUCGGUUGUGGUCAUGACAAAAUGUGGAUGUCAGUGCACCAACUCACAGUCACACAGUCACAGGACACAUUGUGAGUCCACAAGAACAAAUGUGCAUAUAGACAAGCACCUGCACAUAACCAAACACACACAUGCACAGGAUUUUUAGCAUUUUAAUCUGAAUAUUAACCAAAAUCAAGCCGUACUGUGAAAUGUUGUGAAUGCAACCUACUUGUGUUUCAUUCACUCACAUGACUGUAUGCAGUUGUGAGCGCCGUAAAACUCUUACUAAACUAAAACUAAAAAACAGAAGAAAGCAUGCACACACACAAACACACAAGCAUACACACACACACAAGCACAAACACACACAAAAUAAAAGAAAGUUGAUGCGACUCGCUUCCUGUGCAGAGGUGCUGGAUGUCCCACUGUAGAGUAAGGAAACGCAACAUAUGGUGUUGGGCUGAUUUUUUUGGAUGAUGAUGCUCAGUUGCAUUGUUGAUUUCUCUUCUCACUUUUGCCAUCUCCCUCCAAUAUCUUGAGAGGAACCCCUCUCAAUAUCGCAUGGAAUAAUAAUUACUGUACAUACAAUGUUGAUACUAUUUAUUUCUUCAAUAGAUUUUAUAUGUUGUUUUGUUUCCUUUGUUGUCUUCAUCAAUAUUUAAAUAUAUCAGUAUAUUAUCGCUUACAUCAGCAUGUUUUCAUCAAUUUAUUUGAAUGGAUAUAUAUGUUGAUUUUGUAUUAAGUAGUAUUUUAGAUGGCUAACUAUAUGUGUUGUUUGUAAUUUAUUAUUUGAUGGGCGUUACUCAAGCUCAACAUUUCGAUAAUCUCUUCUCCUUUAAUAAAUACUGUCUGUCUGUAGAGACUAGCUCUUGUUGGUCACUAUUGCUGUGCAAAUCUUUCUUCUUCACUCUUUGUGUUUUGCAAACAACGCUCAAACUCACAUCAGAUAAUGUUCAUUUCAGCAUCGUCUGUAGUAGUGGAAGAGAUUUUAAGGGUUUUGGCUAAUAUAACUUAAUUAAUUUUGACAUAAAAUAAAUUGUUGUGUGGACCCAGGUUUUCAGAUUACACUAGAACUGUAAAUGACAGAAAAAGGAUGCACUUUUGGCAUCAUGCUGGAUUGCGGUGUGUGCAACCUUUCCUUUAAAAAAACAACCAUUUCCUAAUUUUCUUGAAAUUGAGUCACUUGAGGCUGAGGAGUCUUCGUGGUUCUCCACCUGCCUGACUCUGUUGUAUCAGAAAAGAACAUUGAGUCGGAGCUGGGAGAUCCAACCUCUGAAAUAACUUCACUGAGUUGAAAAGCGUGUUGAGUUCGUGCCUAUCUGAAAAUAUAAAAAAAUAUCCCAAUGGGACCAUCGAAACUUUAAAAAAUCAAAGUCUAUAGUUUGUGCAGUGUUUCCGUCUUUCAUAUGGAAUUUUUUGGGUUUUUUUUAAUGGUGGGCAGAAGUGAUCUAACACUAACAGUAUAAUUAGUAGAAAAUGGACCUAUAUAUUUCAAAUCACAUUUUGAUACUAGAGGAAAGAAAAAGAAUUGUCAGCAUGCAAGGAAAAUGGAUCUAUUUGAAAUGUAAAUUUGUAAAUACACCGUAACCGCGUCCAUUUUAUUAUCCCUGUCUGAGUGCAUGAUAUCCCCUAACUACAACAACACGACUCUUACACCUUAUGUAAGUCUUGCACUUUGUUCUUCUCCUGAUGUGGAAAGGGCAUCGUGUUAAAAAUGCCAUAAUUUCAUUAUUAUUUUUAAGGAUUUGUGUAUAUGCAUGGGGCAGUGAGUAAAUAGAAAUGGACCAAUCCAAGGGAGUACAUCUGGCGGUGAAUUGUCGAUAACAUCCGUUCAUUCCAAUAUUCCAUUUCAAGCUAUAGAUAGCAGAUUUGUCAUGUGAUAUUAUGAAAGGAAAAAAAAUCACUAUGCAGUAAUAUAUAUGUGUACAUGUUUACUUUCAAAAUUUAAAUUACAACACAAAUGUGUUUUUAUCUAGAAAAGUGAAUUUUAAACAUCUAUUUUAUCUGCCGCAUUGUUGUUUUCUUAAAGUGAAAGAUAUACUUAUGAAAAUUAUUUUCUGUUUAAAAGAUGAAAUGAAAAGAUAAAUCUAUUUUAUUUUUCUUUCUUCUUUUAACAUGAGUAUCUUUUGUUUCUGGUCAUGUCGAAAAGAUGAGCAUCUGGAAAGAAUGCUGUGUGAAAAAAAUGUUACCGACAUUUUCUUAAGGCACAGAUAAUUUUAGUUUGAAUGUGCACAUGUGCUGUUCUAUAUAUGAAACUGUAUUGUUGAACAUGAAGGGUGAAGUUUGGCUGAAACAAAAUUGUGACAUGAGUGUAAAUGUGUGACACUUUGCAACAAGGAUAAGAAAAUAAGUGUUUGGUAUAGUCUGACAUUUGUGAUUCAGGAUGUCUUCAAUCUGUGCCAAGCUUAGUGAUCUGAUGAAAUUUCUGUGUCUUCAGCCCUUGUGCGGAGGAAAUUGUAAAUCUAUACCACCAUUGUAAGAAGUUGUCUUGUUGUGAAUGCACUUACGUGAAUAUAUACAGUGAAAUACAA
Aplysia californica (California sea hare) is the source of this 7707-nucleotide messenger RNA. RefSeq names its product M-phase inducer phosphatase. Lineage: Eukaryota; Metazoa; Mollusca; Gastropoda; Aplysiida; Aplysiidae. The transcript has 18 exons. Gene Ontology annotation, cellular component: nucleus; cytoplasm. Gene Ontology annotation, biological process: positive regulation of G2/M transition of mitotic cell cycle; G2/M transition of mitotic cell cycle; protein dephosphorylation. Gene Ontology annotation, molecular function: protein tyrosine phosphatase activity. Bases 252 to 2234 code for a protein of 660 amino acids. The record is from RefSeq and is a predicted model, not a curated record.